This is a messenger RNA of Prorocentrum cordatum, 423 nucleotides long. Lineage: Eukaryota; Dinophyceae; Prorocentrales; Prorocentraceae. The record is from the annotation of a GenBank genome assembly.
AUGGGCGGCGGCGGCAGCUCCGCCGGCCGCGAGGAGGGCCCCCAGCAGCUGGCGCUGCUGCUGCGGGAGUGGAAGGCCCAUCCAGGCCUGGCGUGCGGCCAUGGGCCCCGGCGGUGGCACCGCCAGCCGCGAGGACAGCGCCCCACGGCUCGGGCCUGGCCUGAAGACGUACGUCAUCAACUUGGCCCGGCGGCCCGACCGCCUCCUGCACGUCCAGGGCCUCUGCGAGGAGCUGCAGCUGGACCUGACUACGAGCGGGUCGACGCCUGCGACGGGCUGGGGUUGGCAAGCCGCCCAGGCUCGCGCCUGGAGUACUGGUCGCCCAAAGGCAACACGCCGCUGCCCCCGCCGAAGGCGAAGGAGGCCGCGCGGGUCCCGAUGCCGCCCGCCCUGGAGGAGAGGCUGCCAUCAAGACCGGACUGA